AUGGACGACGGCAGCUUCCCCCGCACGCACCUCGGGGGAGGAGGCCGGCGGCGGCUCGUGGUCCGCGCCUUCUACCUCCGCAUGUCCUCGUCCUGCUCCUUCGCGGGGCAGCCGCCCGAGGAGCUCACGCUCGUCUACCACCCGGCCAUCGGCGGCGCGGCGCUGGAGGUCGCCGGCCGCGCGCUCCCGCCGGCGUCGGCCGUUCACGUGCCCCUCCUGCGCGUCCGCGGCGCCCAUGGCGACGCAGGCAAGGCCAAGGAGGCGGCAGCGUACGCGAGCGCCGACCGCGUCUCGGCGGCCGAGGGCGCGCGGUUCGCGGUGUUCGCGGGGAGGGAGCUGGCGGCGGACGGCGUGUUCGUGCGGCGCGCUGAAGGAGGGUGGCGCGUCGAGUGCCGCCGCGCGUUGGCGUCAAGGGCGCGGGUGGCGGAGGUGGUGGUCCUCGCGGAGGGCGGCGUGCUGGUGCGGGCCAGGGCGAAGGCGUCCAUCGGGUGCCUGACCAGGCUGGAGGGGAUACCGGAGGAGGAGGCGUGCGGGUGCGGGGCCUGCGGGGAGGAGGAGUGGGAGGUGGUCGGCGACGACGACGGCAGCGACAGCGGCGAUGAGUACUGGAAGUGUAAGGAGCGCGAGGAGGCGGCGGAGAUGGAGACGGUGCGGUGGGCGCUCGAGAUGGGCGCGUGGGCGGUGUGCGUCGGCGUCGGCCUGCUCGCCACCGCACGACGGUUCAGCCGGAAGCGGCCGCUCCGAUGA
Molecule: messenger RNA, 747 nt
Organism: Lolium rigidum
Lineage: Eukaryota; Viridiplantae; Streptophyta; Magnoliopsida; Poales; Poaceae
Exons: 1
Coding region: 1-747 (248 amino acids)
Source: RefSeq, a predicted model, not a curated record